UUUAUUAUUUACAUAUUUUUAUACAGCCCGUGUCACUUAAAUAGCCUCACAAAUUUUUAAAUUAUUUUUGUUUGUAUUAAAUUAAUAUCACAACUAUUGUAACAUAUUUUAAAUACUCGUACAGUGUCUAUUGCGAAUCACGCACGAAUAUGUUCGAACCUGCACACGAUGCACUGCGCAAGGUGCAAUUAUUGAUAAAUGUUGAGGAAUUUGUCAAGACGUCUGGGAGCUGGAUAUUGGAAUUGUCAUAUUUUGAAGAAAUUUAUCAGCGGUACUGGUUGUCAGAAUAAUAAUAACAGCAAGAUGGUUAAAUACUUGAAGCAAACAGAGGCGAUAAAUGUUGAUAAAGAUUUAUUUGACAAGUACAAAUUCAGCGUUGAUCAAUUGAUGGAACUGGCGGGUCAAAGUUGCGCAAUAGCUGUUGCCAAGACGUAUCCAUUGGCGGGUAAUAAAAAUGAUUAUGUUUUAAUAUGCUGUGGUCCUGGUAAUAAUGGUGGAGAUGGUCUCGUGUGUGCCAGACAUUUAAAACUAUUUGGAUACAGUCCUGAAGUAUAUUAUCCCAAGAAAACUACCAAUAAAUUGUAUGAAAAUCUAUUGCACCAGUGCAGAGAAAAUGAUAUUCGUAUACUGGAUGAUACUGCGGCUAUAAAAGACACAAAAGAAUAUAGGGUUAUUGUCGAUGCGUUGUUUGGAUUCAGUUUCAAGCCACCAGUCAGAGAGGAAUUUGUUCCUAUUGUCGAUUUAUUGAAAACUGCAGGCACAAAUAUUUGCAGCAUCGACAUACCUUCGGGUUGGGAUGUCGAAAAUGGUCCACCAGACGGAGGGAUCAAUCCGGAGACUUUGAUUUCACUUACGGCUCCGAAAAUUUGCGCUAAAUAUUUUAAGGGGAAGUACCACUACCUGGGAGGUAGAUUUGUCCCCAAAAAACUGGAGGAAGAAUAUGAUUUACAGUUGCCCGAGUAUCCCGGGACAGAGCUCGUUGUUUUGCUGUAAAUUGAUAAGCUUUUUGUAAUUUUAUAAUUUUGGCGGGAAGAUUUAAUAGGGAGAGGGAAUUUUGAAAAUUAUAAUUUAAAGAAAUAAAUAAAGACAUUUGUUAUCAGAAA
Messenger RNA from Microplitis demolitor, 1103 nucleotides. It is a transcript of the gene Naxe, whose product is annotated as NAD(P)H-hydrate epimerase. Lineage: Eukaryota; Metazoa; Arthropoda; Insecta; Hymenoptera; Braconidae. The coding region runs from base 199 to 993 and encodes 264 amino acids. Gene Ontology annotation, cellular component: mitochondrion. Gene Ontology annotation, molecular function: NAD(P)HX epimerase activity. The transcript has 2 exons. The record is from RefSeq and is a predicted model, not a curated record.